Australozyma saopauloensis is the source of this 5292-nucleotide messenger RNA. RefSeq names its product Bem2p (gene BEM2). Bases 1 to 5292 code for a protein of 1763 amino acids. NCBI's taxonomy places the organism in Eukaryota, Fungi, Ascomycota, Pichiomycetes, Serinales, Metschnikowiaceae. The transcript has a single exon. The record is from RefSeq and is a predicted model, not a curated record. Gene Ontology annotation, molecular function: GTPase activator activity; guanyl-nucleotide exchange factor activity. Gene Ontology annotation, cellular component: membrane. Gene Ontology annotation, biological process: small GTPase-mediated signal transduction; positive regulation of GTPase activity.
AUGAAAAAAAUCUGGAGCAAAAACGGCAGAUCCAGGCCCAAAACAAAGGCCGGCGACGACGACGCCUCCUUGGCGCCCUCGGAAGCAGAUCUGGCACACGUUCCGCAUCUCCGCUCGUUGAUUCUCCCAGAUUAUGACGCCAGGCAAUCCAAACACGCGUGGGUGAAUGCUACAUUGAAUGCUCUGUCCCGAGAGUUCUCCGAAGCUCAGCUCAAGCUCUUCCGGCUUGAGUUGCGCGGAUCGCACUUGUACUUUUUCCGCCCUCCGCCACUGGUCGAUGCUCGUCUGUUCAAAUUGGACACUUUUGGUGACCUUCCGCGGGCGGAUCCAUCCGCUUCGGUUAGUAAACUCAGCUUGGAUAUUUCAAACAGUAGCUCUUCCACCAUGGGCAUUUCUUCUCCCGUGCUGUUUGCAGGCGACACUUCAACGAUUUACAAUGCUUCGGAUAUGGAAUCCUUGCGGAUCCGCCCGCCGCACUCCGCCGGUUCUCUGUCGUCUCACAUCACAUUGUCGACCCCAUCUGGAGAAACCAACAAUUACACAGAUACCAUUACAUAUUUCUCCCCAGACGUGCCGCAUCCAGACUUGAAGUUCGAUGAGACUCUGGGCAAAUUCGCGUCGUCUUCACCACUCGAAGCUUUGGUCCACUUCUACCUCUUCGCAGACUCAAAAACCCAUGAAGCUCCACUCAAGUCACUCCUUUGCGUGAUGCCAAUGAUGUCCAAUUUUGUUGCUAUUUUGAGACUCCUUCACUUGUUUGUGUUGGCGCUCUACGAAGACAAGUUUGGUGAGCAGACAUCUAGGGUUGUACCAACAAGGAGAGUUCUUAAGUUGUUUAGUCACCUCGAUACCCAUUUCAGCGGAUUUUUUUUGAAAGCAGAUACUGCGUCAUAUUUGCUCAAAUUUCUUGACCCUUUUGCUCGCAAUGGCCCUGCUGAAUUGAGUGACCAAAUCGCCAAAUUCAAAUCGGAUAUGUUACUUAGACAAGAGCUGCUUCUCACACUUGUGAACUCAUCUGCACUCAACUCGUACUCAAGCUCCACUCAAGAUCCACUCGUAGAGUUGAACUCUACGGUAUUUUUGAACGAUAUCGGCUUGUUCGAGUUCGCGGAGGCUAUCACAGAAAUUGACUUGACAUUUUUCAAGAGUUGGAGCUCGAGCAAAGAUAAAUCACUAUUACUCACAACUUCUAUUUUGGAAUCAUCUCCGGGUGAUAUCCUCUACAAGAAGAAUCCACUCAUUUUCAGCAACAAUAAGCAUGUUCACUACCUUUCCCGACUUUUAGUGAAUCAUCUAUUUCUUGAGUCUUAUAAUAUGACCGCUGAGUUACGUGCCCGCAUAUUAGAGAAAUGGAUCGACCUUGGAUGUCUCUUAGACAAAUUGGGUAACAUGUCGCUGUGGCUAGGUAUCUCUUCGGUCAUUUUAUCGCAGCCUGUUUUGAGACUCACUUCCGUCUGGAGACAUGUGUCAGAAGACUACAUAGCUCUCAUCAGAAAAGAUUGGUCUCUGGUUCUCUUUGAGCUCGAUAGAAGGCAUUUAGCCACUCCUUUUGAGUCGGUGACAUUUGGCUCGUCCUCUGGAACAGACGUGCAGACAACUUUCAAGGACUCUUUCCACAUCAUGGCUCCAAGAGGUCUCGGAAAAAUUUAUCCAAAAAGUCGAAUCAUUCCUUACUUUGGUGAUCUCUUGGUUAACAACUCUACGCUGGCUUCAAUAGACGAGCUUGACUCCGUCUGGAAGAAGAUUGACUACUCGUUUGAGAGGUGGAACGAAUAUCUUGACUCUUUGAAAGAUUCUGAUGAUCUCAUUUCCUAUAAUCAACGAAUUCUUAGACAUUAUGACGCAAGCGGAUUCAUUUUCUCGAAUCAAAGCUUAAAUCAAGUGUUAUGCCUUGGCGUUAAAAAUGACUUGGCCAAUUUGGUGCCACAAGGUCUCGAUACGGAUGUUCCCAGUAAUAAUGGCACACACAAAUUCGCUCCCGAAGAACUCUCUGCGAAACUACAUAGGCUCGUUGGUCUAAAUUGUGACUCGAUAAACCUAGAGACGAUCAUGAAAUAUUCUUUGAAUUUGGAGUGUUCACCACCAGAGAACUAUGUCAAGAGUCCAGAUUCUCAGUCUAGAAAUAACCCCGGUUCUACUCUCCCAGAGUCUCUAUGUAGCUACAACGAUGCUUCGGACAGUGACAACAUAUCCUUAUACUCCUCGCGAUUGUCUGGAACAAAAGCAGAGGACAAGUUGCCUCUAUUCAACACAAAUGUCUUCAAGGUCGACUUUGACAAAUAUGACCCAUUCAAUGGUGCUCCUGAUCCCUCCGAUAUAAAUGUCGAUAAAGAGUUAAUACUUACGACUAGCAACUUGAGCAUUGAUGCCGAUAGUUCGAUUAUUGAUGAAUUGGGCAAAAUGGGCGACGUUCUUAAUGAUGAUGAGCCACAUAGCGGAUUGGGAAUUGAUGUUGAUAAUAUACUCAACUAUGAAAAAUUCAAGGAAUUUUCGUUAGAGGACCUCACAGAUUCAAAGGAGGAUGAAUGGGCAAACAACAGUGAUACGAAGCACAAUUCUAUACGCUCUCAACUGGCCUCUGAAGUUUUAGCGCAUGUCACCAGAUAUUUACCAAGAUCUUCCUCGAUUGAUCGUCUUAUUGAUCUAAUGAUUCUUGAUCCUCGCUAUUUUGACGAUAGUCAAUUCUUUGAGCUUUCGGAGUAUAGAUCAGUGUUCAUGUUGAACUACAGCACGUUCAUUACUACUAAAGAUUUGCUCCUGCGUUUGGCGCAUAGGUUUGUCCACUCUGGAAAUGCUGUCAUUUCAGUUAUGAAAAAGCAGUACAUGUUGAAAAACAAGAAGUUUGAUCCUGCAACUUUUGGUACCUAUCCAAACUGGGAGUUUGACAAAGAAGUCAAUUUAACAAUGUUGGGCAAGGUUGACUACAAAUUGUUGCUUAAAAUUCAGACAAAUAUCUUGAAAGUUUUGAUAGUUCUCAUCAAUAACUUUUUUGGCAGCUUCCUCAACGACUUGGCGAAUAAAAGGGUAAUGAUCAAGCUUCUCAAACUCUACAGCAACGAGAUUUUGCAGUGGUACAAUUCGAGCAAAAUCGAUAGCGAUUUAGAUAAAUCUUUUGAAAGUUUGGUCUCGUUCUACAAACGGUUGAAGAAGGUUUUCGUUAUGAAGACGUACCGUCCUUUCCUUCCUCCUAAGAUUGACACUAUACUCUUGCAAAGCUUCAAAUUUACCAGCACAGUAUCAGAGGUGCCUAUCAAUCGCAAUUUGCCAAGUCACAAGAACGUACAGAAGAUUGAAAAGUUCCUUAAUAAAUUCAAUGAGUUGGUAGCUUCCUUCUACAAAGGAAUUACUCCUCAAAAUUGGUUUACAUUCUACAAAAUCCUCGAAAAUCUGUACGAGAACGGCACAUUGUUAAAUUACAAAUCACAGUCUUACGACGUUUCCGAGGACAAAUUGACUAUCAGCAACGUCUACGAUUAUCUCUUCACUUUGUUCGACUCAACUAAGGAUGACCUUGUCUUUGUGAAAUUGCCACUCAUAUUGCAGACUUUGCUCUCCUUGUUUUCAAAAUUUAAAAGUUAUUUGUUGAUACAAUUGUGUGACCCCUUGGUGAGUGAGACAGAAAGGUUAGACCGCAUGAAAACUUUGUUGAUUAUGGCAAAGAUCUGUAAAAUAAAAAUGAGAGACCUUCCUUUUGUUUUAGAAGGAAACUCUGGGCCGAUCCCAUCUUUUAUCGAGUCAGCUAUUGUGAACGCUAUUUACUCACCACAAAGCCGAUAUUUUGCGAAGCAGUGGGUGAAGGCUGCUCUGCUCUUGAACUUUGGAGAGGAAAAUCUUUCAUCAAAAAAGUUUGACUCGUUGGAUGCCUUACUUCCAACAAAUAUCACCUCAUCCGAUUUGAUAAGCUCAGACGAGCCUUUGCUCCCAUGUAUUGGCUGGAUCGUUGAGAAUAUGUUAGACAUGAACAGUUGUCCUUCGUAUCAUGGAACUCUCAUUAACUUUAACAAGAGAUACAUUUUGUUUAGGUUCAUCAAAGAACUCAUCGUUGAAGACACUAAGGAAUAUGCGGAAAUUCAAACAGAAUCGAAAGAAUUUGAUUUCUUGUUUCUGUUGAAUGAGAAUUUGUCGCAUAUGAAUAACGUGACCUACGAUGUGAACGAAAUCUAUCCAAAAGGAUUUUUUGAAACGAUCAUCAAGAAUCAGUAUGCUCUUAUUGCAACUGAAGCUCAACGGAUGAGCACAAGACAAGCAAAGGUUUCAACCGAGCAAACUUCUGUAUCAAGUUCGAAGUCUCUUUCAAAAAAGAUUUCAAACUCAAGUUUACGGAGACAAUCAUUGAACUUCAAAGCCAGCGCGUCUCUGAAGUUCAGACUUGGAGGGCUCUUCACUAAACCCAAGGGCCUCGGCCUGGGCAGUAGUAGCGACAGAGUUGUUAGUGUCAGAGAGCUUCCUGAUUGUCAGACUUUGGUAGAUCCAAAGCAGAAGCCUGUCCUUGUCAUUCCGUUGAAGGACCGUAAGAUUUUUCCCGUUUAUCUACUUCCAGCAUGCUUCAAGAUCGAUACUGAAAACUCGAAUGAUAUAUGUUUCCUACAAGCUGCAAGUGAGGCUGAUGCUCAAGACUGGCUUAGGAAGCUUAACUAUGCAAACAGACACUGGUUCUACUCCCGUUCUAUUAACUCCAAACAGAACCACUCCAACACUACGUUUGGUGUGCCUCUUGAUCUAGUUUGUGCUAGAGAUGGCUCGUAUGUGCCCCUUGUGUUGACUUGUAUCUUCAACAUUUUAGAAGCUGAGGGUUUGAAGGAUGUGGGAAUCUACCGUAUCGGUACAUCUCUUAGUGAGCUCAACAACCUCAAGCAGGAGAUUGACAAGACUGGCACAAUAAACAUUCAGGACCGUGGUUUUGAUGUGCAUGCUCUCACUAGUUGUGUGAAGCUGUACUUCAGGGAGUUGCCUGACGCUAUUUUGACUGAUGAUGUUAUAGAAUCAAUUCAGCCAUUCAAGCGCACUCAAAAAGAUCAGGAGGGAUUUGAGGAGAAUGAAGUCCAAGCUUACAAAUCAUUUUUGUCGAAACUUCCGCUCAUUAAUUAUUGCACUCUCAAGGCGUUGAUAGAACAUCUCAACAAAGUGUACCAAAACCGCGAGCACAACAAAAUGAACUCGUCCAACUUGGCUACUGUUAUCGGCCCAGCUCUUACCGAAGCAAGCAAUUUGGACUCUCUAAUUAAUAACUUUGGACUCAUGAAUUACAUCCUUGAACAGUUGAUUGAGCACUAUGAAGCUAUCUUCUGUUAG